CCACAUGAGGAAGACUGUGAGGAAUACCCCCACAGCCGCGCUACAUUAUUUCACAAAAUGGAUCUGAGGUGACUCGGAUCGUUGUUUUUGAAGGAGACGUGGAACCAAUAACUUCAGCAUGGGUUUUAAAAGGACAUCUUUUCUCCUGCUAAUUCUGGGGACUAUUGCAACAGAUACCUCAGGCCAAAGUCUUGAUUGUACCAACGACUUUUCAGUCGUCACUUGCCAAUUCAAUGCGCAAAACUGUGCUGAAUACAGUUUGACUCUCCAGAUUAAAAUCUUCGACAUCCAUGAAAAUCGGACCGGCCCUUUCAUCCAGUGUGAGGAUGGACGGUGUUGUUGCUCCAUUGAAGGAGGGUUCAUGGUCUUUGGGGAUACUCAUACAGCCACAGUUUGGAAAGGGAACAAAAGCCUGGAGUCCAAAGAUUUCAAUGUCAAGUUGAGCAUAAAGCCUAAAGCCCCAACAAUCAGAUCCGUGAAAGAAUCCAAUGGAAAUUUUGAAGUCACAUGGAAUACAAAUAUGGAAUCGUUUAUUAGUAUAACCAUGAAAGCUAAUUUGACUUACCAUAAAAAAGGAGACAGAGAAAAGCAGGUAUCUGAAUUUAUCAAACCAAGUACAAAAGAUAAACUACAUUACUUUGAAAUACUUGGUCGACACUUGGAGCCAAGCACAACGUAUGUUGUCAGCGUGAAAAGCUACACCAACUUCAGUGGCAAGUUCAGUGAAAGUAGCAAAGAAAUGGAAUUCACAACCGCUAUGUCCCCUGUCGUCCUGCCUUUGACUGUCAUCAUCUGCCUCUGUUUGGCUGCAGUCCUCAUCACUGCUGCGAUAUAUGUCAGUUAUGUAAAGGUCAAAACAAAGUGGUGGGUCGUAGUCUCCAAAUGUCCAAAUCCCAAACUUGGUGUUAUUUAUCCGAGCACGCAAAAGGUCUUGAAGCCUGGAACAACCAACUACUCCAUUGUCUGUGUUGAGCCUUUUGUUCCAGAUGACAACAAGUCAUGGCUGAAGAAGUCCCCGGGAAACGGUAGCAGUGGAAGCCUUGAUCAAAGCAGUGGAAUCAGUACUGGGUCUUCUUGUAUUAGUUACCCUGAUACCCUACCAGAACGUGACAUUAUAACUGGUGUUAGCGAUGCCCUUAAAAAAGCCUUAUCCAAUAUCGUCCCGUUUUCGACCAUAGAAGAAACGAACAAAGACAGUGGUUUGUCCUCCGCUCCUUACCAACCAUGUCAAGCUGAUGACAUGAGUUCUGGAGCAGUUAGCUUUAUCAACGAAACGUAUUCCAUCGUCAUUCCCAGCGUCCCACAUCAGAUUCCGACGAACAGCUCUCGGGUCCAGACGCAGUUGGAAAUUUCUUGUGACUUUGCACACCAUCGCAGAAACAUUGGGACCUGUGUUGACCCCCCAGCACCGUCAUGUCUUCCCAUUAAUUUACCACCAGGAGUUCCAUGUCCAAUGCCAACAGACAUGUCCUAUCAGCAGUGCAAUGCAGAUUCUGGGGGGGGUUCAUAUGCAGAAGCCCGUAGUCUGUCCUCAACCUCGAGUGGAACCAAGGAAACUCCUGGUCCGACUGCAGGCUCAAACAGCUUCCCUCCAGUGGAGGACGACUACCAGCCAUUUCAGAAUCUGGCUUCGCAGCCUCUUAUGAUUUUCGAUGAGAGCGCUGAUAAGAAAGUGGGACAUUUGAACAGGUACCCAGAGGAAUUAUUCACCGCGAUGCCGCAAUGCCUCUCAAGCCCAGGAGUCGCAUGCCUCAUUAACGAUGCCCAGGAUGGGGCACCAAUCAGCCUGAUGCCCGCUGACCCGUCUAGUCCAUUAAUGUCCGACCCCGGCUAUCAGAGAGUGUAGGGAUGAAUUUCCUGAGCAAGACACCUGAGCAAGACACCUAACCCCUAAUUGCUCCCCGGGAAUAAAUGUGAAAAAGCCAUGGGUUUAAAGUGUAAUGUAAGUCGCUUUCGAUUAAAGCGUCUGCUAAAUGACCUGUGAUGUAAUGUAAUGUAAUGAAUUUGAAUGCAUUCAUUUUUUUGUGUUUUGUGCGCUUUUUAAUUACUGAAACGGUUGCUGUGAAAUGUAUAAAGUGAGAUUGAGGUGGAGUUGGAUGUAACAGAAAGUGAAUUGUGAUGUUGAUGUUUCAAUCAUACCUUUGUUAUGCGAUACUUCUGUCAUGGAUGUCUGCAGGUGAAGAAAUCGCAAUAGUAAGAACACUAAACAAAGGGACUUGACGUUGGUGUCUCGACUUUUCACCUCAUGAGCCUAAACAUUUGCUUCAUUUUGUGAAUGCUUUUAAACUUUGUAUGACUGCCUUUGAUGUGAAAAAAAAGUUUGUAAAAGUACAUAAAAAUGUUACGGUAAAAAUGUUAUGGUAAAACUUUUAAAGAAGAGGAAAUUCAAAGUGAAUGUCACAGUCAGUUGGUGCAAUUCAGGAUUGUGAAAUGACUUCCUCAUUGCUUUUCUCUGGAACUCCAGUGAGACUUCCAAAGAAACACACGUGACUUCAGGCUGUAUUUGUCUCAACAAAGACAUCCUCUCUUGUUGUUACACUUUGUUAUGUCACAUUAUAAAACUUACACUUACUUUUAACUUAACUUAAAAAAGGCACGUCUGGUGUUAUUUAUCUAAUUGUGAUGUCGUCUUUAGCCACUUUAAUGCGGAAAACUGCAUUGAAUACAGUUCAACUCUGAAGAGCAACAACUGGAUUGAGUGAUUGUUUUCGUGUGUGAUGUUGGACAGUGUUGUUGCUUGAUUUGAAAUAACAUUUUACAUGAGUUUUGUUCAUUAUAUAGCAUUAUUUAAUGCUCAUUUGAUAAUGCGCCCUGUAUAUGACAUCAUAUCAAUUAUUGCGUUUGGAGGCGUAAAGAAAGGUGACACAAGUGGACAAAGUGGACGGCACAUUUGUGUUAAGACUCAUACUAAAAUGUGUACAUUUAGAAAUUACAAAUAAAUCCACAUGAAAUCAGA
Messenger RNA from Gasterosteus aculeatus aculeatus (three-spined stickleback), 2956 nucleotides. RefSeq lists its product as uncharacterized. Gene Ontology annotation, molecular function: protein binding; cytokine receptor activity. Gene Ontology annotation, biological process: immunoglobulin mediated immune response; cytokine-mediated signaling pathway. NCBI's taxonomy places the organism in Eukaryota, Metazoa, Chordata, Actinopteri, Perciformes, Gasterosteidae. The record is from RefSeq and is a predicted model, not a curated record. Gene Ontology annotation, cellular component: external side of plasma membrane.